Jatropha curcas is the source of this 992-nucleotide messenger RNA. RefSeq names its product zinc finger protein 2 (gene ZFP2). Lineage: Eukaryota; Viridiplantae; Streptophyta; Magnoliopsida; Malpighiales; Euphorbiaceae. Gene Ontology annotation, biological process: negative regulation of abscisic acid-activated signaling pathway. The record is from RefSeq and is a predicted model, not a curated record.
GAGAAAAUACCAUGGGAAUUUUUUUUUUCCGUGGACCGACAAGAGAUUAUAAUGCUGCCAUUAAUGGAGGCGACAAUCCUUCAAUUCCUCACUGACCUUUGCAGCUAACCUCUCUCUCUCUCUCUCUCUCUCUCUCUCUCUCUUUACACACUAACAGUGCCAUCUCUUUUUCACCAUCUUCCUUACUAUAUGUAGUUGCACAAAUAGUGCUACUGAAACCCCUUAAGCCUCAUAUAAUGCAAGACAAACCUUCUCCUUCUCCUUCUUGUUUAUAUCUAUCUUCUUCUUCUUCUUCUUUUAUCUUUCAUCAGUAACCCUACCCUUCUCUCUCUCUCUCUCUCUGUCUUUCUCUUCUCUGUCUCUCUGUUUCUUUUUGUUCUUUUUGCCUCUUAGUUUUCACUUUCUUGGGUCCAUAUGGAUUACCAACCUAAUACUUCUUUAAAUCUAAGCUUACCACACAAUAAUAAAAAUAAUGAUCAACUAAACCUAGAACUUGUUCUUGAACCAUCUUCUUCUUCUUCUUCUUUUUCUUCACCUCAUAGUCUAACAGAGCCAAGAAUUUUCUCAUGCAAUUAUUGUCAAAGAAAAUUUUAUAGCUCUCAAGCUCUUGGUGGUCACCAAAAUGCUCAUAAGCUUGAAAGAACUUUAGCCAAGAGAAGUAGAGAGCUAAGUUCAGCUGUACGAGCUCAUGGCGGGUCAAUAUCAAACCAGUCACCACGUUCAGGUGGUGGGUUUAGCCAUGCUCGCCGGAAUCAGCCAGGUAGUGGUGGUGGCAGCUAUGGAAGACGAGAUAUGAUGAUGAAUUAUAGUGGUGGUUCAAAUAUCGAUGCUUCUGCUUCUUGGUCUAUGGAAUAUUAUAGACCUGAAACUGUUCAAGAAGAGUUAAGUCAAAUUGAUUUGUCUUUAAGACUUUGAGAGAUCAAUUAAUUAAUUAAUUUGCACCCAAUUGUAUUUUUUUUUUUUUACCUUUAGUUAAAAAAUUUUCUCUUGAA